AUGGGUCCCCUUCUCGAGGUCCACGACCUUACUCUGCGUCGUGACGACGGCACUGGCUCUGCGAUUCUUAACGACUUCAACCUGCAGGUGGAGGACGGCGAGGUUGUGAUUUUGAAGGGACCGAGUGGAUGCGGCAAGACCACUCUGCUCAAGUGCAUUGCUGAGUUGAACGUGUACCAGCAAGGCGAGAUCCUCCUCGAGGGCAAAAAGUCGACAUCCUACGGCAUCCCCAACUACAGGACGCUCGUGCAGUAUGUGCCUCAACGCCCGUCGCUGCUCCCCGGCACGCCGUUGCAGUUCCUGGAGCGUCUCCAGAGCUUUGCGUCGCGCAAGGUCCGCGCGGCUGAGCUGGACGGGAAAGUGAACAAGGGCCCGACGCCAUUCGAGCUGGCCGACGAGUGGGAUAUCGACCGCGUACUCUGGACGCGCGACUGGGGCACCCUCUCGGGCGGCGAGAGCCAGCGUAUUGCCAUGGCCGUCGCGGUCGGCAUGGGCGGCGCCGAGGUCCUCCUCCUUGACGAACCCACUUCCGCCCUCGACGAGGUAUCCACCAAGAAGGUCGAGCGCACCCUUCUCUCCAUGCUUCCUCCCGCACCCCGAGGUGCAUCCGCUGGCUCGGACAUCCCUCGUCGCGGUAACGGACCCAAGGCUCUCAUCUGGAUCACCCACUCGCCCGAGCAGUCUGAGCGUGUGGGCACGCGCGUUGUCGACUUUAGCCACCUGUAG
Messenger RNA from Apiotrichum porosum, 726 nucleotides. RefSeq lists its product as uncharacterized. Gene Ontology annotation, molecular function: ATP binding; ATP hydrolysis activity. NCBI's taxonomy places the organism in Eukaryota, Fungi, Basidiomycota, Tremellomycetes, Trichosporonales, Trichosporonaceae. The record is from RefSeq and is a predicted model, not a curated record. The transcript is spliced from 6 exons. Bases 1 to 726 code for a protein of 241 amino acids.